Messenger RNA from Heterotrigona itama, 1420 nucleotides. NCBI's taxonomy places the organism in Eukaryota, Metazoa, Arthropoda, Insecta, Hymenoptera, Apidae. The record is from the annotation of a GenBank genome assembly.
AUGAUAGAUUUCGCGAAAUUGGCGAUUCGAAGGUUUCAAAGUAAGUGCUGAGUGAUCAAACACAAUCCUCUUCAAAGAAUCCUGAAGAAACUUCUCAAAUCAAAUCUCGUUUCUGUUCUAACAUCUUUUUCUAAACAUCUGCUCGGAUUUCCCAAAAUUUAUUACGGAAAGCUAAAUAGCUAAAUAGAAAUCGCCUACGUAUAUAAAAGUGAAGUUGCACACAAUCGACAAUUACGCGAGUAACGAUUCACCAACUCCAAUGUCUCGACAUCGUGUCGAAUCGACGAAACGAAAGAAUCAAUCCGAUUGUAAUUAUUAAUAGUGCGUUUCAAACACGUCGAAGCAGCGUGAAAUUAUAUUAAAAUUAACACCAUGUUAAAAAAUAAUUCAUAUCACAGACAACGACGACAACGAUGAUGAUCGUGAUGAUGACAUCGAGUGCUAUCGAGUGCUACCUGGACAAUGCGUGUUCGCUGUUUAUUUCGACGACGAUCAAACAAUCCGUUGAUUCCACUGUUAUCCAAUUAAUUUGCGGCAAAUAUUUUAUCGCGUUAUUAAUCCGUCUCUUUGGCGCGGAUUCCAUCGCGUAAACACGUUAAUUUAAAAAAAAAAAAUAUAGGUUCUGUUCAAUUUGAAACGUCAAACGAUCAAGCGAGGUAAAAGUGAAUCCGCGUGCUUGGUUAUAGAGCAGAUACAAUUUGAACGAUGUAAUGGGCCAUUGAAGGAGGAGGAUGUUGUCUUUACAUCGGGAAGAAACGCUGAACGAAAUGAAAUGGCCACGUCGCUUUUGAAAAUGUAUAGAAGUGCCAUCCUCGGAUGCCUGAGUCGUACAGCCUCGAGACACAGCGGGAUUGGAAACAGGGAGGCAACUUUCCAUUUUACGGCGGGAAAUCUGCGAGUGAAAUGCAGCGAGGAUCCACUUUUCAGAACUCGUUUGGCCCUGCCCCCGGAUUACGAGAACGUGGCGGACUUCAUGUGCGAGACGUAUUACAAACACGAGCCGGUAGUGAUCAACAUCGGUCUCGGCGGCACAGAGGCGCCACCAAUCUGGAGGAGCAUGAUGCUGGAGCAAGUGAGCGCCGGCUACUCGAUCAUCGCCGAGAAUCGUGACAACUGUAUAAUCGGCGCCGCGUUGAAUUGCGUGAUCGGCCGCAACGAAUCGAAAAAGCUGUGCAAACUGUCGCGAUGCUGCGACGACGGACCGAUUCGCGACAUCAUCGAGUUCUUCGCCUACGUGAUGGACGCGCCUAAAAUCUGGCAACGUUUCCCCGUCGGGAACGUGGUGUUCGAGCAGAGCAGCAUAGCGGUGGACUCUGAUUAUCGAAAGUUAGGAAUUGCCAAGAGAUUGGUCCAAGAAAGUUGGCACCUGGCACGCGACUGCGGCUACCGGUCGUUCAGGCUCGACUGCAAUAACAGGUGA